AUAGUAACUUUAGUUGUAAAAGUAUCCUUAAUUCAAGCAUAAAUUGUCUAUCAAAACUUGUUCAUUACUUGUUAUUUUCCCAAAAUCCACUAAGCGAUCAUGUCUCGUAUUUCCAAACGGGUUUACGAGGCCAAAUCCGCUUAUCCGGAUCGGACCAAGUCCGAGGAGAAAUCCUUCACAGAGCUGAAUGUGCCGAUUAAAAAAUUGGACACGGCCCUCCUGCUGCUCAGCUCCGAGGAGGAGUGCGUCCUGCUGACUGUCUUCAGCCACAUCACUGACUUUGCUCGCCGGCAGGAUAUGAAUGUCCUGGAGCUGAGGGCGCAUCGCUUACUGGAGCUGCUGCUCGAAAAAGAAUUAUUCAUCUCAGCAACGAAUACGAUGAUCCGUAGGUUUGCCUUGUAUCUCCUGACCGCUUUGCUGGACAACACGGAGAUGGCCACCUAUGAGCCGGAACAGGCCAAACAGAUCCUGGAAUUGGCCUGCAGGUAUUUUAUGAAAGAGGCGGAUGACUUCUGCAUUGAGUACUUGACGUACAUUUUAAAUGUGUGCCUGCGGGAUCCCCAGAUGGCCCACGAAACCGUGGAUGCCACCGAGUUCCUUGAGAAGUUUAAACUCGUUUUUGUAAACUCAGAAAAUCCGGAUACAGUUUUCAAUUCCAUAGAGGUCCUGCAUAAACUGAUGUUGGUCCAGACCGCAGAGCAGAUGUUAGAAUUUACGACACAACCGGAUUUCCCCGUGGAUCGGAUCAUAUGCGAGGUGACCAAUGAGUUUCCAGAGAUUCGAAAGGCUGCUCUCAAGGCGUUAAAGACCCUCCUGACUGACACGGGAGAAGACAGUGUCUUCGAGCCACUUCAACGCUGCUUUUCUGCAUUGGACCAGCUGGUGAAGGCAUUCUGCGAUAAUCCUCAGGGCACCGAUGCCUUCGACCUGGUCGAUGUCCUCUCCACGGCUUUGCGUUCCGAGAAGAUGACCAAACUUUUCUUCGAACAGAAUCUCUUUGACUUGGUGGUGGAGCAGGUGCGCACUCAGAUGGAUAUCCUGCCGAUGGAUCUGCGUUGUAGUCUCAUCGCGAUUUUUGCGGAAACGGCUCAGUACGAGCAAUUCCUGGCCAGGAUGCACAAGGCGGAGAUCACUGAGAUGUUCCUGAAUUGUCUGAUGCAAAAUAAGCCAGGACCGGCGGCCUAUGUGAUACAGGGCCUUAACCGCAUGUCCCUGUAUCCGGAGGCACUGCGUCGCAUUGUGGCCGAAUACGAGGCGGGGGCGAUCCGUAAACUGGUAACCAUUCUUCUCUCUCCCGAGAUGCCCAUCAAGACGCGGGAACAGGCAGCGGAUUUGAUAGCCCGUUUGUUGGUGGCCGCUUUCCGGGAUACGGCAGCCGAACUAAAGGAACAAGAAGUGGCUGUCGUACUCACUGCUGUCCUAGCUCAGGGCUUGCCCGCCUUGUCCAUUGACUUGAUUCUCGCGCUGUUGACCAUGAUAGAGACAUUGGCCCAAAACGAGGAAUAUCGCACCAUCUUGGGUGAAUACCGAUCCCUGUCAGAGCAGCUUGCCCAGUUGCUGAUGCGGUCCUACUCGCACUCUAUCCUGGUGAAUAAUAUAUUCCGCUGUCUGUGCACUUUGAUUGACGAGGAGCCAGUACGGGAGAUCCUUCUGGACAACUACAUUGUUUCCUCCCUCAAGAGAGCCCUCAAAUCGUUGUCCAACUUGGUCAAGACCGCAGUAACCAACUUUAUUUUGCAAACCACUCGUUUCAAUGAGUUUAUCGAUGCCUACAUAGACCGUGGUAUCCUGGAAGUGUUAAUGGAGUACCAGAAGCACGCCUUUUGCGUUUCCACCUGGGGUCCUGCUAUCGAGAGCAUUCUGUCCAAGUGCCCCACCAUGAAGUUCUGCAUCCGCAAUUGUCUCACCUUCACGGACAUUACGGCUGGCAAGGACUUUUACGUUUCUCGCAAGAAGUUCGAGGACUUCCGCGCCUUCCAAGAGAUCCUGCGCAGCGACUGUUCUCCUUUGGAUGCUGUGUUGGUGGUUAACUUUGAUCGUCCCGUUGCAGAUUCCGAAGAUGUGGUCGAUGUCCCACUGCGAUGUCUGAGCACAAUCUCAGAUACUCCUGGAGACCAAGCCUGGCAAUACUGCAAGCGUCCAGGGGAUCCAAACUUGCCGGAGUACUUGGAGGCUCUAAAUCAGACAAUGGGGGUUCAUGGCCUUGUGGAGAACCCGGAGCGUAUUCGUCGUUCCAUCGACUUCGAGAACGUGGCCAAGCGUAGCAAGUUGGUCGCCAAGGCGGUGGCCGCAGUGAUGAACGAAAAUCUAAAGAUCCUCGAUCUCAACUCCACGGAGGAGUGCUCUCGCCACGCAGUCCAUUGCCACUUGCUGGACCUACGGUAUGUCUACCACACCAACUUCAUUCCCAUUGGAAUGGUGCGCAGUGGCUGCCAGUUCGAGAGGGCGAUCCUUUUCAAGGCCAUGGCCGAUCAGAUCGGCCUGCCCUGCACCCUGCAGCGCAGUGUCGACGGCAGGAUGCUGUACAAUGAGGUGCCCCUGCCCCUCGAACAGGAUCGCGAUGUGCAUUGCGACAAGAAGACCCUGAAGUUCAUGCCCUGGCGCAUGCUGAGGCCCACCCAUGUGGUGGAUCUCAUGUACAACGUAGGGGAUCUCUAUCCCAUGCAGAGUCGUCAGGCAUUGCAGUAUCUACGCCUUUACUGAUCAAUAGAUUCAGAAUUGUUCUUCAGUUUACUUUUCAAAAUUUGAAUGUCCUUUUGUCCUUAAAAAUACCAACCA
Molecule: messenger RNA, 2778 nt
Organism: Drosophila bipectinata
Lineage: Eukaryota; Metazoa; Arthropoda; Insecta; Diptera; Drosophilidae
Product: armadillo repeat-containing protein 3
Source: RefSeq, a predicted model, not a curated record